This is a messenger RNA of Populus nigra (black poplar), 1838 nucleotides long. Its product is annotated as glycosyltransferase BC10. Bases 511 to 1746 code for a protein of 411 amino acids. Gene Ontology annotation, molecular function: glycosyltransferase activity. The record is from RefSeq and is a predicted model, not a curated record. Lineage: Eukaryota; Viridiplantae; Streptophyta; Magnoliopsida; Malpighiales; Salicaceae. Gene Ontology annotation, cellular component: membrane. The transcript has 2 exons.
GCCUAAUAUGUCAUGUGCUAAGCUUCUCUUUUUUUCUCCCUCUCUCUCCUAAUAAUUUAUUCCAAAUUUCACAUUGAACAAACCUCUAGCAUGGUAAAUGCUUCGGCCUUCACCGAUUUCACUGUCCAACACAUGAUAUUCUUGAUCCUCUCCCUGCUUUAUUCACGCAUGGGAGUGUGUGAGGGAUCCAGAGCCACAACAUCCAUACCUUUCAAUCAGUAACACCCCACAGCCAAUAGCAGUAAAUCAAUCCCAACUUUUCCUUCAUUUCUCAUAAAAUCAGGUAUGUCUUGAAAUUCACGCUUCUAAUCCUCCCAGUUCUGGCAUUUCCCAUGUGCUCAAGCAACAUUUACCUUGCUCUUUUUUUAACGUCUCGGGCCUUCCCAAAUUCUCCGAUCACGCUGUCUUGGUUUAAAGGUUUAAAAACAUCGCUGAUUUGAAUAAAAGCAAAUCAAACCAUUUUCAAGGUGGUACAAGUUUUAAGCUAGAGACAGGGAGGUAGGGAGGGAAAUGAAGCAGUGUAAGAUCACUGUGUUUCUAAAAGACCUGUCCAUACGUUUUAGAAAAGAAGUAAGAGAAGGCAGUCUUCAAGCUACAACCACUGUAGUUUUAUGUUUGUCAAUGGUUUCAUUUGUUGUGAUUCUUGCAAUGUUUAUAAAUAAUAAUGUCAAGAAAUAUCUGUUAUCCGAAGAUUAUUCUUACUAUCAGUUGGCUACUUUUACCCCUCUAUCAUCUGGGUCUCCAUGUCCAUAUUUUCUUUGCAACUCUUUUUUAUCUCCUCCUUCCUUGCAACCAUCGCAAUUUCCAAUCACAAGCUUGAGAGACUGGGUAACUCCAAAGGAACUGUGUCAUUCUAUGAAUGACAAGGAGCUAUUAUGGCGAGCCUCAAUGGUGCCACAUAUUGAUGAAUACCCUUACAAUCGUACACCAAAGGUUGCAUUCAUGUUCUUGACCAGAGGGAGUCUGCCUUUGGCCCCACUUUGGGAAAUGUUCUUCAAGGGACACGAAGGUCUCUACUCAAUCUACCUCCACAAGUCACCGGAAUUCACAAAUCGACACCCUGAAUCAUCAGUCUUCUACCAGCGUCAGAUACCAAGCAAGCCAGCUGAAUGGGGGAGAGCAACUAUGAUAGAUGCUGAGAGACGUUUAUUGGCCAAUGCUCUACUCGAUUUCUCCAAUGAAAGAUUUGUACUGCUCUCCGAGACUUGCAUUCCAGUAUUCAAUUUCAGCACAAUCUACAACUACCUUAUGAACUCAAACCAAAGCUUCCUAGGUUCAUUUGAUGACCCAAGACACAUGGGGCGUGGUCGAUACAACAAGAGAAUGCGGCCAACCGUGACAUUAUCUGAUUGGCGUAAAGGUUCCCAGUGGUUUGAAGCUCACCGCAAGGUUGCGAUCGAGAUGAUAUCUGAUGUGAAAUACUAUCCUGUUUUUAGAGAUCAUUGCAGGCCUCCGUGUUACAUGGAUGAGCACUACUUCCCAACUCUAGUAACCAAAAUUUCCCCUGAGCUGAACUCAAAUAGGAGCAUCACAUGGGUUGAUUGGUCUGGUGGUGGAUCUCACCCCGCAAGAUUUGUGAGAAAGGAUGUCUCUGAAGCAUUCUUGAAUCAGAUCAGGAAUGGGUUUAAUUGUACAUAUAACGGUGGCAUCACCACAGUUUGCUUCCUUUUUGCAAGGAAGUUUCAUCCAAGUACUCUAGACCCUUUGCUAAGGAUAGCUCCAGGAUUGCUUGGUUUUCGCUCUUAAUUAGAAACCUCAAGAUGUCUAGCUAUUUUAAGAGCAAUUAAUACAAUUCGAUCAAGCAGCAAAACUAGUGAGAUGAUUUUAAUUAUAACAAA